AAUAUCCAAACACAAAGAGAGUAAAAAUGAAUAAACAUGGAAGAAGCAGAUGGAGUGGGAAGCAGGUGAUGUUUGGGGUGUUAAUUAUGGGGUUGUGCAUUACUGCUUAUCAUGUAGUUGGUCCACCCCUCUAUUGGCAUUUCUCUCAAUCUAUUUCAUCCACUCAUUAUUCUUGCCCUUCUUGUCCUUGUGAUUGCUCUAAUGAUAAACAAAUUCACUCUUUUCCACAAGGUUUGAAUGUGAGUACUUUUACAGAUUGCAUGGAACAUGAUCUGGGGGUGAGUGAGGAGGAGGAGAGAAACUUCACAGCUCUUUUGACAGAGGAAUUAAAGCAAAUGGAAGGUGAAACAGUGGAAAACCAGAGAAGAGCAGACAUGCAACUGCUUGAGGCAAAAAAGAUGGUGUCCCAAUAUCAAAAGGAGGCAGACAAAUGUACAUCAGGUAUGGGAACUUGUGAAGAAGCUAGAGAGAAGGCUGAAAUUGCUUUAGAAGCACAGAGACAAAUCACUUCUAUGUGGGAGCUCAGAGCGCGCCAUCAAGGAUGGAAACAGGAACUUGUUUGAGUCUAGCAAGUGUUCUAGACAAGUUCUUAGUGAAACAAGUAAACUGGAUAGAUAAUAUUUGUAUUCAGCUAGUAUGGACAUUUCUCUAAUUUUGCUAACAAUACAAGUCAUUUU
Molecule: messenger RNA, 677 nt
Organism: Solanum stenotomum
Lineage: Eukaryota; Viridiplantae; Streptophyta; Magnoliopsida; Solanales; Solanaceae
Exons: 3
Coding region: 27-563 (178 amino acids)
Source: RefSeq, a predicted model, not a curated record